AUGAGUUUCGAUAUAUAUGCUUUAUCUGUCAUUUAUUUUAGGGAUCAGCACUCUCCAAUACCACAGCAAGUCCUAAAUGAUAUCAUGAAAAUGAUUGCAAGACGGUUCCAUGGUCUAUCCGUUGAUGUUUUGAAGCCACCUUUAAAACUGGGUGGUUUUGGUCUCAUUGAUCUUGAACAACAAUUACUUGGUUAUAGGGCAAAAAAGGUUUACAACAUAAUUUGUGUUUCACAUUACUGUGCAUACAUUUCUUUCAGAGACAAGCUUCAGCAUUUGGCCAUCAUCAUCACCAACAUUUUCCAUCUCCAUCCAUCUCAACGUAUUGUUCACGUCCCCAUUGGUAACUAUGGACAUUCAGCUAGAGAUCCUGAUGGAAAUUUGGUAGCAACUGAAGAAUCAUCUUAUGACAACUGUGACAACUUACUGGCUCAAGAUCAUGGUUCUGACGGUACAAAAGCUUCCAACGACAUUCAUCUUCAAGUUUUAGAUAUCAAGGAAGAAAAAUUAACUGUUGACUCUUUCAAACACUUUCACAAAAAGUUCUAUGAAGAGAAGGGAAACGCUCGAACCACUACAGUUUUCUCCACGCCAUCUUCAAACCAUCAAUUAUUACAAACCAAAGUGUUAUCAACUUUCAAAUGGGAAACUUUUUGGCUACAAUUGUACAAGCACCAAACUCAACGUCCAGGCUAUUUAGAAGCAUUACAGAGAUUUAAUCUAGGUCAUUACAAGUACAAGUUUCCAAUUUCACCUCAUCAUCAACAAUUUCCGGACAAACCAUAG
This is a messenger RNA of Hansenula anomala, 783 nucleotides long. RefSeq lists its product as uncharacterized. Lineage: Eukaryota; Fungi; Ascomycota; Saccharomycetes; Phaffomycetales; Wickerhamomycetaceae. The transcript is spliced from 2 exons. The record is from RefSeq and is a predicted model, not a curated record. The coding region runs from base 1 to 783 and encodes 260 amino acids.